GUGCAAACAAUUUUAAGAAAUAUAAGAGCGAUUUCAUCAUGUCCAGUGCUGGAGAUCAUCCUUGGGUUAGUUGUAGUUAAGUUUUCUGUAAUUAAUAGUUGAACUUAAUAAGUACCAACAAAAACUUAUGUCUCUGGAAAGUGAUAUGAGGGAAAUAACGACGGAACACAGUCAAAUGCUGAUGACUAUCGAUACGCUAGAACAACAAAGUGAGGCAUACGUGCAUGACAUUAAGAAACGCAAAAAUAAGAUCUUCCAGAACAAGCAGAAAAAAGAUAUACAUAACACGUUCCCGCUGCUAGAUAACAACAAAAACAAAGACAUAACACAUGAGCAGAAUCCAGAAACUAUACAUCUUCAGUCUAUCCCAACAGUAAAAACAAAGUCCUGGUUUUUGGUGACGCAAGUUCUAGAGGUAUUUCUGAUGGACUGCUUGGCUUGACUGAUGAAUGCUUGGUUUAUGGAGAAUGCCACCCUGCUAUUACAAUUUCCGAUAUGGCAGUCAAACUCUUUAGUUUAACGGCGGGAUAUGGUAAUAUGGACAAUGUUAUAAUAACUAUUGACUUGAGUUCUGUUGGUUUUCUUAAUUCACUUUAUUUAGGAAUACUGUUUUCCAUUGGUAAAUAUACUAAUUUAAUUUUUUCUUUGCGAUAUUCUAACUGGGAAUACAACAGGUAUUGUUUGUUUGUUUUCCUUUGUCAACAUUUCCUCAAAUGCCAAAGUGCAUCAAUCAGAAUUUUGGAUAACAAUAGGGUAAAUGGCAGAUUUCGACUGUCAAGGCAUUCUUACUUAAAUAAUGUUUUGUCUUAUGUAAUGAGUAGCAGGAUUUUAAAACGCGUCCCCACCCUUUCUAACUCUUGUGCCAAAUGUGUUAAUGGUUUGGAUGCAAACCCUACUUAUACUCAAUUACUGACGGGUCAAAUUGGCGAAACUAUCAAUGUGAAUCACGGUUCCUUUUUGGUAGAUACAGAAGAUAUUAAACGUGAAGAUGAAUUGAAUUUAAGUUUUUUAGACAGUUGCUCCCAAAAGGUUCUUACAAAAUCGAAGAAUUUAGCGUUUUUAUCGAUAACCACCGAAAUCCUGAAUUAAUUUUUGUAACUAAACACUGGUUAAAGGUCUCAGAACCAUGCAAUGUUCCAGGUUAUUUAAAUAUUUCGCACCUCUGCCGGUCCGACGGAUAUAGGGGCACUGCGAUUUUCAUUCGGGAAGAGUUUUUUCCUAGGUUUCAGAUUGAGGCUGUUAACAAGUAUGAUUUUUUUGUGCAGAGAGGGUGAGUUUAAAUCAUCAGUUGCUUGUAGUAAAAGGGAGAAUCUAUACUUAUUAUGUAUUAAUAGACCUCCAGAUUCAGAUUUAAAAAACUUUCUCAUAAAUCUGGAAACAAUCUUGCUUGAUCUGCCAGUAAAUAGCAGAGUAAUUCUGGCGGGUGACUUCAACAUAGACUUUGGCAGUACAACCCUGGCAGCUGCCCAAGCGUUGCAAAACCUCCUUGUCUCGUAUGGUUUGAGUAUGCAUGUUGAAUCUCCAACUCGAAUAACUGGUGAAACAUCUACUACUAUAGACUUUUUUUGCACAAAUUUAAACUUUGAUGGAAAAUCGAGAAGGGGGUUUAGAAGUACACCAGAGAAGUUGAAGAAAAGGCAGAUUUAGUGUAAAGGUGUAAAUUUCUUUUUUAAGUAUCAACCGAGCGCUUUCGGCCUAGUGAAGGGCCAUCAUCAGGGUCGGUCUCGUCAGGUUCGUAUAGUGGAGACAGAGUUACAGAACAAAGGCAUGUUUUUGGUGUAGAAAGCCAAAUUAAUAAAAUAAAAGACACACAACACAAGUAAAAGGUGACAAACUAACUAACAUCCAGGAGCGCUCAGCAACAACCAACUCCAAAAUACAUUUAGGCUUUUUCCAAAAAUCUUUCAGUGCUGAUUCAUCAGUGGUUUUCCUAAUAUUUUUUGAUUUUUGAUUUUCUUUUUAAUUUAGAUUUUUGGAUUUUUUGGAAAAUGUGCCCCGUCAUGAAAACAAUAUAGGUUGACAUAAGCAUAUGGUUUCAAUCAUCAUGAUUUUAUCUCAGGAACUAUAAGUGCAAAUGAGGUGAAAUUUUCAGAGAUUGUAGUCCCUCUAUCGAGAUAAGAUUCAGUGAAAAUUUCAGUUUUCUAUCUAUAAUAGAAAAUGAUGAAUCAGCACUGAAAGAUUUUUGGAAAAAGCCUAAAUGUAUUUUGGAGUUGGUUGUUGCUGAGCGCUCCUGGAUGUUAGUUAGUUUGUCACAUUUUACUUGUGUUGUGUGUCUUUUAUUUUAUUAAUUUGGCUUUCUACACCAAAAACAUGCCUUUGUUCUGUAACUCUGUCUCCACUAUACGAACCUGACGAGACCGACCUUGAUGAUGGCCCUUCACUAGGCCGAAAGCGCUCGAUUAAUACUUAAUAAAGAAAUUUACACCUUUACACUAAAUCUGCCUUUUCUUUUGAUGGAAAAGACACCAUUUGCAAUAUGGUUUCUACCCACCUCUCUGACCACGAGGCUAUAUUGGCGGCUUUCCCUCUAGGGGUUGAAACUUCCAAACUUCCACCUCAAUUGAGACAAAUAUUUUCAGAAUUUUUUUUUAAGAACUUUGAAGACAUGAUGGCGUUGGUCGACUGGCAUUGCAUAUUUGAUUCACUAAAGCCAGUAGAUACUUUUCACUCAAUCUUGCUGAAUUUAUUCAAUAACUGUUUUCCAUUACGUAAAAUGAGAUCACGUAAAAAACGAAAAUCCUGGAUGACAAAGGGCAUUAAAAUUUCAGCCAAAAACCUCACAUCUCUACACGUAAAUUGUAAAGCUGAUAAUAGCGGUUUUUUGAAACGUUAUCACAAAAACUACAGAAAGAUCUACACAAAAACUAUAAGAACUGCAAAACGAUCAUAUUAUGAGAAUAGAAUGUCAAAAGCAGGGAACAAGAGUAAGAAGGCAUGGGCAAUAGUAAAUGACUUUAGAGGUAAAAGCAAUACUCCUAGACAAACGACAAAUAUCGAUGCUGAUAUUUUAAAUAACUUUUAUGUCAUACCAUUAUAGUCAACCAUCCAAGGACCUUUUUUUUCAGUUAUACAUGUAAACCCCAUACUUUGUGAGUGGCUUGCUUACAUCAAGUCCUACAACUUUUCCUCUACGACUUUUCUCGGAAAUGGCACGUCUGCGCGCAGGCGACUCGCAAACAUUUUAGGGGUAUCGGACUCCCCCAAUUUGCCAUUAUUUUUGUCGGCCAAGUUGAUUUCCGUGAUUUAGAAAUAAAAAUCAAACAUUAUUCGUGAAAUUAGAUUUUCAUGUAUCAAGAAACAUAACCACGUCAGAUCGACAUUUUGGGGGUAUCGGACUCCCCCAAUUUGCCAUUAUUUUUGUCGGCCAAGUUGAUUUCCGUGAUUUAGAAAUAAAAAUCAAACAGUAUUCGUAAAAUUAGAUUUACCUACAUGUAUCAGGAAACAUAGCUACGUCAGAUCGACAUGUUUGCGAAUCGCCUGCGCGCAUACGUGCCAUUUCCGAGAAAAAUCGUAGAGG
Molecule: messenger RNA, 3517 nt
Organism: Ceutorhynchus assimilis (cabbage seed weevil)
Lineage: Eukaryota; Metazoa; Arthropoda; Insecta; Coleoptera; Curculionidae
Source: the annotation of a GenBank genome assembly